GGGGUGGGGCCUACGUGAUCCGGCCGUGGGCGGGGAGGGCCCGGCGGCCCCCGGCAGGUGCGCGGGCCGGGAGGGCGAGGCCGUGGGCUCUCAGCGCUCUCCUGGUCCUGCUGCGCUCUCCUUUCAGCCCCGCCAUAACCUUCGGCCGAGACCAGACGGCGGCGCGGAGAGAGAGUGGAAGAAGCAAGUCCCCUACACUGACUUCCCUGAUUUAAGAAAGAAAGGUGCUCUUCACUCCUUCUGUUUAUCAGACUGCUUCUCCCAGGCCUUUCCAAAGCAGAUUUGAGGUGUAAAAAUCACAAAUGUCGUCCAGUGAUGGAAGAUGCAAGAUUCGGGACAGGCACUAUGAUGAGGUCCCAAGGGACUCACCCUAUCAAGAUGGCACCAUAGGAACCCUCCAGACUCUUCAUGACAGUGAGCUGGCCGUGAGCGCUGAUCCCUUGCCACCACCCCCUCUCCCAUUACAGCCACCAUUCGGCCCAGACUUCUACUCAAGUGACACAGAGGAACCGGCCAUAGCGCCAGAUCUCAAACCCGUAAGGCGCUUUGUCCCUGAGUCCUGGAAGAACUUCUUCAGAGGGAAGAAAAAGGACCUGGGAUGGGAUAAGCCGGUGUCUGACAUCAGAUACAUCUCCGAUGGAGUGGAGUGUUCACCUCCAUCCUCUCCAGCAAGACCAAACCACCGUUCACCCCCCAACUCCGACAAAGAUCCUUACGGAGGGUCAGAAGGAACCUUCAGUUCCCCGAAAGAGGCUGAGGCAAUGUUUCCCCACGACCCCUACGGUUCACUAGGCCGCCACACACAGACAGCCCGAACGUACAGUGAGAAGGUGGAGGAGUAUAACCUGAGGUAUUCCUACAUGAAGUCGUGGGCAGGCCUGCUGCGAAUUCUGGGUGUGGUGGAGCUGCUCUUGGGAGCUGGUGUCUUUGCCUGUGUCACGGCUUACAUUUACAAGGACAGCGAGUGGUAUAACUUGUUCGGAUAUUCACAGCCCUAUGGCAUGGGAGGCCUCGGUGGCCUGGGCAGUACGUACGGGGGCUAUUACUACAGUGGCCCCAAAACCCCUUUUGUACUCGUGGUUGCUGGAUUAGCUUGGAUCGCCACCGUUAUUAUUCUGGUUCUUGGCAUGUCCAUGUAUUAUCGGACCAUUCUUUUGGAUUCUAACUGGUGGCCUCUGACCGAAUUUGGAAUUAACGUUGCCUUGUUUAUUUUGUAUAUGGCUGCAGCCAUAGUCUAUGUGAAUGAUACCAACCGAGGGGGACUCUGCUACUAUCCAUUAUUCAAUACACCGAUGAAUGCGUUGUUCUGCCGGGUAGAAGGAGGACAGAUAGCAGCGAUGAUCUUCCUGUUUGUCACCAUGAUUGUUUAUCUCGUUAGUGCUUUGGUUUGCCUAAAGUUAUGGAGGCAUGAGGCAGCUCGGAGACAUAGGGAAUACAUGGAACAGCAGGAGAUAAGUGAGCCAUCGUUGCCAUCAAAAAGGAAAAUGUGUGAAAUGGCCACUGGUGUUGACAGACAGAGAGACCAAGAAGCUAAUUUCAAAGAAUUGAGACCAGCAAAAAUGAAGCCUGAGCUACUAAGUGGGCACAUUCCCCCAGGCCACAUUCCUAAACCUAUCGUGAUGCCCGACUAUGUGGCAAAAUACCCUGUGAUUCAGACAGAUGAUGAACGAGAACGCUAUAAAGCUGUGUUCCAAGACCAGUUUUCAGAGUACAAAGAGCUUUCUGCAGAAGUCCAAGCCGUCUUGAGGAAGUUUGAUGAGCUGGAUGCAGUGAUGAGCAGAUUGCCACGUUGUUCGGAAAACCAACAGGAACAUGAAAGAAUUUCAAGAAUCCAUGAAGAGUUUAAGAAAAAAAAGAAUGAUCCUACAUUUCUGGAAAAAAAAGAGCGCUGUGAUUAUCUAAAGAAUAAACUUUCUCACAUAAAGCAAAGAAUUCAAGAAUAUGAUAAAGUAAUGAAUUGGAAUGUACAAGGUUAUUCUUAACCUUGUUUGAAACCACUUUUUUUUUUUUAUAUUAAACUUACUAUUUAUUUACUGUCUUUUUCAUGCUAGUCUACGAUAGAGAAAAGCAUGUGCUUCCGGCAUCGGCUUUUAAUUGGUGUAGCCAGUCAGCCAUGUUAUGAUAGUAUGAUUCCACUUGACACAUUUCAAAACAGAUUCGGAUUUACCAAGGGUAAGAAAUGGUAUGUUCAUCUGUGUGCAUUUUAUAUUUAUCUUGUUAAAAGUAGCUUAGAGAUCAUACCCUUGCAGUGUGAUGGACACAAAGAGUAUCAAUUCUGGUGCCGCAUUUUCCUUUUUCACUCAGGCCACGCCUGGGAUUUCUCUAGGACACAUUUCUCUUCCAGCCCAAGUGUGAUUUCUUCUCUUGAAAGGGAUUUGAAUCUGAGAUCCACAUUUUUAAGUCUUAUGAUCUUGGGCAAGUUCCUUAAUCUCUCUGUGCCUAUUUUCUCGUCUGUAAAAAUGGAGCUAAUAAUAGUGCCUCCCUUGUAGGGUUGUUAUGAGGAUUAGAUGAGUUAAUAUUUGUAAAGCACUUAGAAUAGACCCUGGCACAUUAUACGCAGUACCUUAGAGUGUAUGAAAUCUGUAGCAGUGAUUGUGACACGAACAAACUAGCAAGGAAAGGUUUUUAAUGGGCAAGUUCAGCCAGCUAACCGCAAGUCCCACGUGUCUCAUGAAUUUCUUUCUUUGCUGUUAAUAACUCUUAACCACGCGUAGCCUUAAGCGGAUGCUUCCUUGUGGAUCUGUGCCCAUUGGGGUCCACCACAUCUUUCCUCUCGUUCAUCAGUGUCACUGGGCACAUAUGUCCACAUCCCCACAGCCCAGCCAUUCCUGUAUACAUUCAGUGUGAGGUAUGUGUGACCAUUGUUGCGUUUUCUGUCCUGUUUGGGUGUCCCUCUAAGGCCCCAUGAUCUUACUUUUACUUGGGACCUCCUUUUGACUUAUUGUGAUGUUUGGUCUUCCUAAGCAUUAUCUUGGCUUUGGGGCUUUAUUCAUGAAAAAUGUUUUGUUUUUAUCAGUAUGAACAGUGGACUACCUGAAAAAAUGUUUUUAAAAAAUCACUGUUAUUAUUGCUAUUCCACAGCAUCUAUCUUGGAGAUACUUUCCUAGGUGCAGAAGUACAAUUUCUGCUUAACGUAGCUGCCAUUCAAACAAGUGAUGUUCAAAGAAUUUACUAAAGUGAUGAAACCAAAGAAAGCAUGUGGAAAAGCAAGAGGCUUAAAAACUGUUGCAUACUAAAUGGACUUCCUAGUUUUUCUUUAUCAUUGAAAUCUUAGUGUUUAUUGUUAAUAUUUUAAUUCCAUGGCUCUCAGACUAUGCUUUAGGCCCUAAGCAACUUAGCAGGUGACACCUAGGGAAGAGUGAGGCCCCUAUAAAGUCCCCUCAACUGCAACAACUUCACCUGUUUUACAUAUUGGGACUCCAUGUUAACAUUUCACUUAAGAUGCAUACCAGUGCUUUAAGAAGAGGAAAAGUAACAUGAAAUAAUGCCAUUUUGAUAGAUUAUAAAGAUUUGUAUUGAAAUGAAGUGUUAGAUUUAACUUUGUGAAAUUUAAUUUAACUCUAAUUAUAAAUGUUAACCUUUGAAAAACCAAUGUUGUCACACUGACUUUUUAAUUUUUUUAUGUCAAUACCUGGGCAUAUUAAAAUUUCAAUUACUUGUU
Molecule: messenger RNA, 3661 nt
Organism: Felis catus (domestic cat)
Lineage: Eukaryota; Metazoa; Chordata; Mammalia; Carnivora; Felidae
Gene: MARVELD2
Product: MARVEL domain containing 2
Exons: 8
Coding region: 303-1982 (559 amino acids)
Biological process (GO): bicellular tight junction assembly
Cellular component (GO): bicellular tight junction; cytoplasmic vesicle; apical plasma membrane
Source: RefSeq, a predicted model, not a curated record